Messenger RNA from Penicillium verhagenii, 1425 nucleotides. RefSeq lists its product as uncharacterized. Lineage: Eukaryota; Fungi; Ascomycota; Eurotiomycetes; Eurotiales; Aspergillaceae. The coding region runs from base 1 to 1425 and encodes 474 amino acids. The record is from RefSeq and is a predicted model, not a curated record. Gene Ontology annotation, molecular function: ABC-type transporter activity; ATP binding; ATP hydrolysis activity. The transcript has 5 exons.
AUGCCAGACCAGAAGAUUCAACGAUAUGUGGAUUAUCUGAUCUCUUCAUUGAACAUUGAAGGUAUUCGUGAUCAAUUGGUUGGAAGCCUCCUUAGGGACGGAGGGCAAGGUAUAUCUGGAGGUGAAUAUAAGCGCGUAUCUAUCGCCAUCGCUCUAGCUGCCUCACCAAAGGCCAUGAUUCUAGACGAGCCAACCUCCGGUCUAGAUGCGACGGCUGCACACUCCCUUAUGAAGCUUCUGCAUUCCAUAUCCCGCCAGGGAGUGAUGGUUAUUUGCGUGAUUCACCAGCCACGUAUUGAGAUCUUCAACUUGCUAGAUGACGUUCUUGUACUGAACGCUGGGUCGCAAGUGUACCACGGCAAGACAAGCCAGGUGCAGGAACAUUUUGAGAAUAUGGGCCAUAAGUUCCCGAUGGCAUCAAAUCCUGCAGAUGUGAUUCUUGACACAUUGUUGAAUCACUCACAUAAUCCACCUGUGGAUGAAGUCACUGUGAAGCCAUCACCCGGAGGCGAUCCUUCACCUGGGACUGGAACAUCGGAGGCGCUAGUCGCGCUUUUCGAGAAUGUUAAGCAAAGGAGAGCAUCCUGGCCCCGCCAGCUUUGGCUUGCACUUUCCAGGAGUAUAGCUCAACAGAGUCAACAGACUAUGAGCCUUGCCCUGGAGAUUUUGUCUAGUGCGAUCAUCGGUCUCAUGAUUGGAUUGGCGGCCUUCGAGUCCAGAGGCCAUUUCUUUCAGGGUAUAUAUCACCAACCGUUCGACAUGCUCUCCAGUGCGGUAGAGUACCGUCUUACAGCUGAACAGGGUCUCCUGUGUUGUCUCGCCAUUGCUUGUGCAGCAGGGCCCCCAGGAGUCAAGGUAUUCGGAGAAGAGAAGCUCACAUUCUAUCGAGAGUGUCAUUCCGGUCAUUCUCGCAGUGCAUAUUUCCUAGGGAAAAACUUCGCGGUUUGUCUGAGAAUGUUGGUCUCAUCUCUGCAUUAUACCGCAUUUUACUUGCUUCUUGCCGCUCCCAUGAUCUCGUUUGGCUCCCUGUUCGGCCUUGUCUGUUUAUACUUUUACUGUAUCUACGGGCUUGGGUUUGUUGUGUCGGCCGUAACCCGACGCGAAGAUGGUCCUUUACUGUGCAUGUUACUGAGUCUGAUCAUCUCCGCUUUGAGUGGGUGUGCCCCUCGGCUCUCCACCGUUCGGAGUUGGCACAUGGAAUGGUUUUGGUAUUCGUGGCCAGCAACUUGGUUCUCGGAGGCUUUCUAUCAGGAGAAUACUGCGCCAUUAGCUUAUCUAUACAACAUUGAAGACGCCUUUGAGUUCACUGGUUAUAAGAUGGGUAGACUGAGCAUGGACUUCGGGGUUCUCUUUUUGAUUGGGACUGUUUAUCGCGCACUAUCAUAUUUCCUGCUUGUUUUCUGGGGAUGGAAAUCACAGCGUUGA